AUGGACGGUGGUGGUGCUCACUGCCACUCAAAGUCCUCCCUCCCUCCCUCCCUCCCUCCUGUAUCAAUUCAGAAAUUCACCGUCGUUCUCCCGGGCCAGUUGGCUUCGACUGCCGGAAUCUCAAAUCGCCGUCGCAAUAGCAACCCCACUCAUCAUUGUAUCUACACCAGAUCAACGGCCCUGAUCUCCCCAAUGUCCGGCGUCUACGAUGCCUAUCCCCAUCUCCUUCCCAUCGGUAAUGCCGAUGACCUCCCGGAUGAGUGCCUGGCCUACAUCUUCAAGUCCCUGGCUUCCCUAGACCGCGAAAACUGCUCUCUCGUCUGCUGCCGUUGGCUCCGUGUAGAGGGUCAGAGCCGACAUCGUCUCUCCCUCAAGGUCGAAUUCAAUCCCCUCACCAACGUCCCUUCUCUCUUCACUCGCUACGACGCUGUCACCACACUCGCCCUCAAAUGUGUUCGCAAAAGCAGAUCCAUCCACGUCAGCGACGGUGCUCUUGUCCUCAUCUCUCUCCACUGCCGUAACCUCACUAGCCUCAACCUCCAUUCUUGCCGUAAUUUGACCGAUGUAGGCAUGACCGCUGUCGCUGUCAAUUGCAAGGAAUUGAAGAAGCUCUAUUGUAAUUCCUGCAAAUUUGGUGCCAAAGGCGUGAACGCUGUCCUCGAUCACUCUUCCUCCCUCGCAGAGCUCUCCAUCGUGAGUCUUGGCGGACUCACUGACGGUUCCACUGCGACGCCUAUCGGUCUAGGCGUCGCUGCAAACUCCCUCAAGAAAAUCAGCAUAAAAAAACUCAAAAACGGCCAGUGCUUCGGACCCCUUAUUAUUGGUUCCAAGAAUCUAAGAAUCUUGAAGAUCUCCCGCUGCGAUGGGGAAUGGGAUCAGGUCCUGAAAGCCAUGGUAGAACAAGUCACUGGUCUAAUUGAGGUCCAUCUGAAGGCAUAUCGAUUUACCGAUGUUGGUCUCGCUGCUAUCUCUACUUGCUCGAAUUUGAAGAUCUUGGACCUUGUUAGUACUUACGAGUGCACGAAUGUAGGGCUUGUGUCCAUCGCUGAACACUGCAAGCUCCUAAGGAAACUCCAAAUACGUGGAGGGGACAUAGGUGACGAAGGUCUUACUGCCAUUGCCAAAGGGUGCCCUAACCUUGAGGAGUUGGUUCUCUGUUGUGUCAAUCUUAUUACUUGUUUGAGUUUGGGACUGCUCGGGUCCAAUUGCAAGAUUCUGGAGCGCUUAGCAUUGUGUUGGAAUUACGAGCUUCGCGAUGCUGAGAUUUCAUGCAUUGCUGCUCAAUGUAUUGCAUUACAGUAUCUCACUAUCAAGCACUGCCCUUCUGUCACCAAUCAUGGGAUGGAAGCGCUUUCUUGUAAGGGCUGCCCUAAUCUGGUCAAGGUGAAUGCUUGGAAUUGCAGCGUAGUAACUCGUGAGGGUGCUUUAUUCAUUGGCUUUCAACUUGACUACUAG
Telopea speciosissima is the source of this 1455-nucleotide messenger RNA. RefSeq names its product F-box protein At1g47056-like. The coding region runs from base 1 to 1455 and encodes 484 amino acids. The transcript has 3 exons. The record is from RefSeq and is a predicted model, not a curated record. Gene Ontology annotation, molecular function: protein binding. Gene Ontology annotation, cellular component: SCF ubiquitin ligase complex. Lineage: Eukaryota; Viridiplantae; Streptophyta; Magnoliopsida; Proteales; Proteaceae. Gene Ontology annotation, biological process: SCF-dependent proteasomal ubiquitin-dependent protein catabolic process.